Cryphonectria parasitica EP155 is the source of this 2664-nucleotide messenger RNA. RefSeq lists its product as uncharacterized. The record is from RefSeq and is a predicted model, not a curated record. The transcript has 4 exons. Gene Ontology annotation, biological process: interstrand cross-link repair; double-strand break repair via nonhomologous end joining; protection from non-homologous end joining at telomere. Gene Ontology annotation, molecular function: 5'-3' DNA exonuclease activity; damaged DNA binding. Lineage: Eukaryota; Fungi; Ascomycota; Sordariomycetes; Diaporthales; Cryphonectriaceae. Bases 1 to 2664 code for a protein of 887 amino acids.
AUGGCGCCCGCCAAAACGAGUAGAGCAUCCAAGCCGGCGCGCCCCGCGCCCAGACCUGCCUUGUCCAAGACGCCCAAGAAGCGGGACAGCGUCACGAAUAAGAGCAUCCUCAGUUUUUUCCACAAGGUCGAUCGCCCCGAGGAGUCAAUGUUCAUCGAUGGUGAUACCCCAUCAGUGGUACAGCAGCCCCGUUCAAAUGAAGAUGACGACGACGAUAUAUAUGGGGCCAACGACCCGGCGCUAGAAGAGAGGUACAAUGAAGCACAGGUGCCGAGCAAGAGGAGGAAGUUGAGUGACGCUAGCGAUGGGUUCAACAAUAGUCUAGAGCCUUUACCCUCAGAAAGACAAGUAAAGCCACAGCUCGAGGAGACGCCGCGAUCCAAGCCUCCGCUCCCUAAGAAGAAGCCUUUCAAAGGGCCAUUCCUGGACGACUCGUCGGACUCUGAGGAAGAGGAGGAGGACCAUGAGACGAUGCCAAAUAUACGAUCCAGCCAGGCAGUAUGGAAAACCACCACCAACACCACCACACCCACCACGUCUGCGCAUGAGGAGCCCUCGGGGCCAGAUCUAACCCCUGCGCCUGCCCCAGAAGACCCAGCCUGCGAAACCCUUCCGCCCCCACUGAAACACGAGAUGUCGACGAAUGGAGACUACGGCGAGUUCGACGACCUGGACGACGAGUUGGACGAUGACUCGUUCGAGGGAGAAGAGCUGCGUGAAAUGCGUUUCAUGAAGGCACAGGCCCGGCUUGAGGCCGAAGAGGCCGGUGUCGACAGCUGCGAUGAUGGGUUUGAGACGCUCAUGGAGGAUGAUGGCAUGACUGAGAGCUGUCCAAUAUGCAGUGCCAGCCUCGUCGGCAUCACACCAGAUGAAGCUACGGUUCAUGUCAACUCAUGCUUGGAUGGCAAUCCGACACCGCUGCCCUCCAAGAAGCCCCUAGGGUCUCCACCGCAGUCGCAAAAACCGAGAUCAAAGCCCGAGAUCAAACAAGAGGACGAGGUUCUCGUCUCGAUGCCAGAAGUAGGCAAGCGUUUCGCUCGUGCUGCCGUCGCUCGCCCGGGCCAGGCAAACCCGAUAUCGAUCGGUGAAGGAGGACCAGGUGCCGGCAGCGGGUCUGCUUCUGCCUUCUCGAAAUUGAUGUCGGGCCAUGCUGAGGACGCAGCAUGGGCUACAGCAGCGGCAGCCGAGAAUGCCUCUCGAGGCAAGCCAGCGUACCAGAGGACCUGCCCGUUCUACAAGAUCAUGCCCGGCUUUCACAUCUGCGUGGAUGCAUUCCGCUAUGGCGCCGUGAAGGGGUGUCGUGCGUAUUUCCUCAGCCAUUUCCACAGCGACCACUACAUCGGUCUGACGGCGAACUGGACCCACGGGCCAAUAUAUUGCAGCAGGGUGACUGGGAGUCUCGUCAAGUCACAGCUCAAGACGGCAGAGAAGUACGUCGUUGAGCUAGAGUUCGAGGAGAAGGUCCCUGUGCCCGGGACAGACGGAGUCUCGGUGACCAUGAUACCUGCCAACCACUGCCCAGGGAGCUCUCUGUUUCUUUUCGAGAAGUCCGUCUUGAGCCCAAACGCCCACGCCAAUUCCAAGGAGAAGAACAGGGUGCAACGCAUUCUGCACUGCGGCGACUUCCGGGCCUGUCCUGCCCACAUUGAGCACCCCCAGCUGAAGCCGGAGACUGUUGACGCCCUGGGGAAGAUGAAGCAGCAGAAGAUCGACGUGUGCUACCUCGACACAACGUAUCUCAACCCAAGGUACUCGUUCCCGCCACAGACGGAUGUGAUCCGAGCAUGUGCCCAGCUCUGCCUUGAGCUGGACUCGACGCUCAGGGAAGAGAACGAGACCGACUGGCACAACGUUCUACCGACGGCCACAACACCCCCCAACGCCCUCAGCGUCCUGGGCCAACAAGCCAGGGCCAACCGCAACCGCCUCCUCGUCGUCUGUGGUACCUACAGCAUCGGCAAAGAGCGAAUCUGUAAAGUCAUCGCCCUUGCCCUCAAGACUAAGAUCUUUGCCAGUCCGGCCAAGAUCCGGAUCUGCUCACAGUUAGGCGACCCGGAGCUGACGAGCCUGAUGACCAACAAUCCACACGAGGCACAGGUCCACAUGCAGAUGCUGAUGGAGAUCCGCGCCGAGACGCUCGCCGAGUACUUAGACCACUACCGCCCGCACUUUGGCCGCGUCAUCGGGUUUCGCCCCUCGGGCUGGAACUAUCGACCGUCCCUGGCCAACAACGGCGGUAGGUCUGGGUCCGCAGCCCAGGUCACGGCCAACACGCCGCCCACCUCCGUGCCGACCACGCAGAUCCUCCACGGGCCGGCGUGGCGCACGCGCUUCGGCCCGCGCGACCUGGUGCCGCAGCAGGGAAGCUCGCGGGAGGCCAUGUGUUUCGGCGUGCCCUACAGCGAGCACAGCAGCUUCCGGGAGCUGAUGCUGUUUGUCAUGGCGCUGCGGAUCGAGAAGAUUGUGCCGACGGUGAAUGUGGGCAGCGAGCCUAGCAGGCGCAGGAUGAAGGGCUGGACGGAUCGGUGGCUGAGCGAACGGCGGAGGGGAGGUGUGUUGAGAAUUGUUAUGGAGGGAGGGGAUGGUGGGGAGGGGGAGGACGAUAAGAAUAAGGUCGCCAUGUGGGAUGGGAAAGACGGACGAGGCGGUGCAGUGCAUUGGUAG